This is a messenger RNA of Linum trigynum, 201 nucleotides long. The record is from the annotation of a GenBank genome assembly. Lineage: Eukaryota; Viridiplantae; Streptophyta; Magnoliopsida; Malpighiales; Linaceae.
AUGGAGGAGCUGAUUGGGAUCUUAGAGGGUUGGCUAAACCGUUUGGUCGAGAGCGUCGAAACCCUAGACCAGAAAAUCACCGACGUCACAAAGCUGACGGCGGAGGGUUUUGCAGAGGCGGAUUUGGUGCGGACUAUUGGCACCGAAGCUAUCACGGCAGCGGAUCGACAGUUAGAGGGAAUGGUGGAUUUCGACGAAUGA